This is a messenger RNA of Aspergillus campestris IBT 28561, 1913 nucleotides long. Its product is annotated as MFS general substrate transporter. Gene Ontology annotation, biological process: transmembrane transport. The transcript has 4 exons. Lineage: Eukaryota; Fungi; Ascomycota; Eurotiomycetes; Eurotiales; Aspergillaceae. Gene Ontology annotation, molecular function: transmembrane transporter activity. The record is from RefSeq and is a predicted model, not a curated record. The coding region runs from base 212 to 1837 and encodes 541 amino acids.
GAUCGUGAGGUCUCGUAUCUGGGCUAUCAAUUGGGCUUCCCCACGGCGGUCUUUUAUCCGCUCUGGCGAGUUGGGGUUGAUCAUAAAGAUAGCAGUUUAGCUCUUCCGGGGGUGUUUUAAAGGGGACGGUUCUUGUCGGGGUGGAUUGUCACUACGACCGCUACAGUUCACGAAAAAGGAAUACGAAGAAAACAGUGCUAAACGGUGAAGGAUGGAGCGCGAUAACUCCCCAGACCAGGACGUCAUUUCCUGUGCCCCAGGAACUGUGCUACUGGAGGAUAGGACACGAGGAGACGAAAUAGUCCUCUUCCCCACGCCAUCCGAAGACCCCAACGACCCACUCAACUGGUCCUCAGGUCGCAAGUCCGUGAACCUAGGCCUCGUGUGCUUUUUCGUCCUCUGGACCUUCGUCGAGCUCGACAUCGCCUUCACAGCCUGGGGCCCCUUGCAAAGCGAGCUAGGCUUCACAAUCGACCAGCUCAACGCCGGAGCAGCAGUCAACUACGGCGGCCUAGCCAUCGGGUGUAUCUUCUUCGUGCCGUUGGUGCACAAGUACGGUCGUCGCCCGGUGUACAUCGCGAGCACCACGCUGCAGUUCGCGUCUUGUAUCUGGCAGGCGCGGACUAAGACGGUGGGGGACUUUAUUGGGUGUAAUCUUGUCUCGGGCGUGGGGAGCGCUAUCAGUGAGAUUAUUGUGCAGAUCACUAUCGCUGAUUUGUACUUUGUGCAUCAGCAUGCGACGAUGAAUGCGUAUUUUGUGCUUUUUCAGUGCAUUGGGACUUUUCUUGGCCCUGUUGCGGCUGGGUAUAUUAUUAUGUCGCAGGGAUGGCGGUGGAUGUGGUGGUGGUGUGUUAUCUUCCUAGGUGUUACUCUGGUCUGCGUGAUCCUCUUCUUCGAAGAGUCGAAAUACGUCCCUGUUCUGAACAGCCAGGAAGUGACCCCAUCUUCAUCACGCGCACAAAACCACAUCUCCGCAGGAAAAGACGGAGCAGAAAUCCCACCAAAACUCACAGAAGACAACAGCACAGCCAACCCCAAAGAACCACCACCCCAAAACCACAUCCCACGCCCCAACUCCUACCGCCAGCGCCUCGCCCUCUACACAAAAACCGACGAGUCCCUACUCCCCUACUUCCGACAACCCAUCAUCGCGCUCUUCGCCUUCCCCGCGGUGACCUACACGGCCAUCACAUACGGCACGACGCUCGCCUGGUUCGCCAUUUUCACCUCCAUCCAAGCCACGUAUCUCAUCGAGCCGCCAUACAGCUUCGACGCGACAGGCGUGGGCCUCAUGAACGUGGCCCCUUUCAUCGGGGCCGUCGUGGGCUUCUUCCUCGGCGGGUAUCUCAGCGAUAGGAUGAUUGUGGUCUUGUCGAAGCGGAAUGGGGGGAUCUAUGAGCCGGAGAUGCGUCUUUGGUUGGCGCUGCCGGUGGCGGUUACCAAUCCGGCGAGUUUGUUGAUGUUGGGGCUUGGGCUUGCUUAUGAAUCACACUGGAGUGUCAUAGCCGUAGGAUACGGCAUCUUCGGCUUCGGCUUCGCUGUGAUCGGCGAGACGACGCUCUCCUACCUAAUGGAUAGCUACCAGGACAUAAUCGGCGACGCCCUCGUAGGCGUAAUCUUCACGCGCAACAUCCUCUCCGUAAUCGUCCUCUUCGUGCUCACACCCUGGGUAAACGGCAUGCACAUGCAGAACACGCACAUCCUGGUCGCAGUGCUAUGCUUCGUGGUCCUGCUGCUGCCCGUGCCGCUGCUGCUGUGGGGGAAGAAGGCGCGUGUGUCGACGGCGAGCCGGUAUAGGCGGAUGGCGGCGAAUCAGCCUACGCAUCGGGCUGCUUGAGUGGUAUUUUGUGAGUUGAAUGUUGUUGUCUUUGGUUUUAGUAGGCGUUGGAUGGCUUGUUGAUAGUACAGUAUAU